AUGAGCCAAAGAAAAUUGUUCAACCGAAAUGUGGGACGGAGAACAAACGGGCAUCUUGAACGCAUCCGCAAGCGACUAAUCCGACUGCCGCCUCAGAUUACUAAGGCAUACUCGGCACGAGCAGCAGUUGUCAUUCCGCUUUGUCGUUUUCAAGGCGAGCCAUCUGUACUCUUUACAUUGCGUUCACUCACUGUUGGCAAACACAAGGGCGAAGUUUGCUUUCGAGACCAAACUCCAUUUGUUCUCCGUCUAAUUAUGGGGUUACAGCUAACCUGGUGCUUUAGUUGCUACACAAUGAUUCUUGACUUGACGUAG
This is a messenger RNA of Peronospora farinosa, 315 nucleotides long. The record is from the annotation of a GenBank genome assembly. NCBI's taxonomy places the organism in Eukaryota, Oomycota, Peronosporomycetes, Peronosporales, Peronosporaceae.